Metarhizium brunneum ARSEF 3297 is the source of this 660-nucleotide messenger RNA. RefSeq names its product Protein ERP6 (gene ERP6). Lineage: Eukaryota; Fungi; Ascomycota; Sordariomycetes; Hypocreales; Clavicipitaceae. Gene Ontology annotation, biological process: Golgi organization; intracellular protein transport; endoplasmic reticulum to Golgi vesicle-mediated transport. The record is from RefSeq and is a predicted model, not a curated record. Gene Ontology annotation, cellular component: Golgi apparatus; COPII-coated ER to Golgi transport vesicle; endoplasmic reticulum.
AUGAAGACUUUCCUGCCCCUGCUGUCGCUGGCAUCCGCCGCACAGGCUCUCUACUUCUUCGUCGACGGCGCCGCGCCAAAAUGCUUUUUCGAGGAGUUGCCCAAGGAUACGCUUGUCGUGGGACACUACUCUGCUGAGGAGUACGACGACCGGGUGAAUUCUUGGCAGCAGCAUAAUGGGAUUACAAUCUACAUUUCCGUGGAUGAAGUCUUCGACAACAACCACCGCAUCGUCUCCCAGCGCGGCUCCGCCUCGGGCCGCUUCACCUUCACAGCCCACGAGGCCGGCGACCAUAAGAUCUGCUUCGUGCCCUCGUCCACCUCUGGCCGGUCGGCAUGGCUCUCGGCGCACAGCCCCAACGGCGGCAUCAAGAUGAAGCUCGACCUUGUUAUCGGCGAGACGGGCCAGAUUGAGAGCAGCGACAAGGACAAGUUGCAGGACAUUGCGUCCCGCGUCAAGGACCUAAACGCCAGAUUGCACGAUAUUCGCCGCGAGCAGGUCUUCCAGAGAGAGCGAGAAGCCGACUUCAGAGACCAGUCCGAAUCUACCAACGCCCGCGUCAUCCGCUGGAUCAUCAUCCAGCUCAUUGUCAUCGGAAUCACCUGCGCCUGGCAACUGUCACAUCUCCGAUCCUUCUUCAUCAAGCAGAAGCUCACGUAG